AUUUUCUCAAAAUUUUAGAAAAACCUCUGAAAAUUCACUACUCGCGGAGAACAACUUGAGCAAGCUCCGUUCUCUCUCAUUGCACUGAUCUUAAUGCCAAUUUCAGGAGAAGCUGAUUAGUAAUUGAGUUGUACUUUUGGCAGAAAGAUUUGAGGUUGAGUGUGAGAAAGGGACUGUUUCUUACCAUCUAGAAAUGGUUCAAGGGGCAUCUCCAAUCACUGUGGCAAAUUCUAGAUAUUGUGGUGUUUGUGGAGCUACAUGUGGUUUGAGGAGUUAUUUUGGGCGUUUUAAGGGCGGGUCGGUAGUGUUUGGUGUGGAAAGUCAGUAUGAUUGGCAUCAGUAUCGGAAAAGAAUUUCCUUUGUUAGAAACAUUGAUAUUGCACGGGGACGGAAUUUGAGGGUUGAAGCUGGAUGGCUGUUCAAAGGGGGCAAUCAGGACUCUGCCAGCAUUGAGCGUAGCGAGAGUGCCAAUGAGGAUAUAUUGAUGUUCUUCUUCCAACUGGAUUUGGCAACACGAGUUCAGUAUGCUUUGAAUUUGGAACAAUAUGACAUAGCAAAGCAACUGAGGGAUAAGCUAACUGAGGUUGAAUCAGAAGUUUUAAAACAGCAGGAGUCUAAACUAGGAUCAGCCUCAAAGAGUGAAGUUCAAGAUAUGGCUAUUAGCAUCUUGUGCCUGCGUGCAGACCUGCAGAGUGCUGUUGAGAGUGAAAACUAUAGUUUGGCAGCUGAUAUACGAGAUCAAAUAUCCAAAAUUGAGGCAGAAUCACUGGCUGCCUCAGUGAGAGCCCAAGCAUAUGAAAAUGCUCAGUAUGCAUUCCGUUUGGGUCAGAGAGUGAAACACAAGGUUUUUGGAUAUCGUGGUGUAAUAUGUGGGAUGGAUCCAGUGUGCUGUGAAUCGACUUCAUGGAUGGAAAAUGCCAAGAUUGAAAAGUUGUCUCGUGGUCCUGAUCAGCCAUUUUAUCAGGUGCUAGUUGAUGUCCGUGCAGAUCCAAAUCUAUUAGUUACAUAUGUGCCCGAAGAGAAUUUAGAAGCCCCGAGUGAGGAAGAUACAAAGAGGUUUGAUCAUCCCUAUACCUCGUUCUUAUUCUAUGGGAUGGAUGGCGCGGGUGAUUUCAUCCCAAUCAAGCAGCUGCGGGAGAAGUACAACAAGCCCCGGCACGAGCUGCCAUAUGAUCCAGAAGAUGAGAAGUCCGGAGGAGAUGCCUAAAUGGCUCCCCAGCACAGAUGAGCUCUAUCCUAACAAUUGAGUUUCUUCAGAGUUUGGAUUAUUGGACAACACUUAAACCCUUCUCGUUUUUAUUCUUGUACAUUCUCAAUUUUCACUAGCUGAAUUUCUCAUUGACAACAAAAUCUUUUCUAGUUACUUUUAGGUGGUGUUUAAUUCAAUUUAUAUCA
Molecule: messenger RNA, 1395 nt
Organism: Ipomoea triloba (trilobed morning glory)
Lineage: Eukaryota; Viridiplantae; Streptophyta; Magnoliopsida; Solanales; Convolvulaceae
Product: clp protease adapter protein ClpF, chloroplastic
Exons: 9
Coding region: 194-1207 (337 amino acids)
Molecular function (GO): protein binding; DNA binding
Source: RefSeq, a predicted model, not a curated record